Messenger RNA from Trichobilharzia regenti, 2459 nucleotides. The record is from the annotation of a GenBank genome assembly. Lineage: Eukaryota; Metazoa; Platyhelminthes; Trematoda; Strigeidida; Schistosomatidae.
CUAGCUUAUGUUUAUCAGCGGCAGUUCAGGCUUCGUUUCAAACAAACUUUUGAUGAAAUACAACCUAUCGGUCACUACUCUGCCUAUGAUGCGCGACAGUAUUCGAAGAAGGCCAUUUGUAUGCAGUGGUACUUGCUCGCAUUCCAUCUGUCAAAAUUCUCACAAAAAGGCACCAUCUUCAUCACGUUUGACUGGAGAUAAAAGUUGUGGUACUAUAAAAAAGAAAACCCUAAACAGACCAUGUUCUGAAGAUAGUAAAAUCAGACGUGAUCAACUAAAUUCAAAUGAUAAUCCAAACAGUAACAACAGUUCUGCCAAUUCUGAUUCACCUCGAACAGCUGAAGUCCACGAAAUGAAGUGUGUCAAUAGUGAGGGUGAUGACAAUCACUUCAGCAAUGAACAUUGUUGUGAAUCUCUAUCUAAUCAAAGCAUAUUUUAUAAUCUUUUAACUCGUCUUGAAGAACACUUAGAUGAGGAGAGAAAAACUAAUGCUAAACUACAAGCUGAACUGAUGGAUAAAAGUGGCUAUGAAAAGCAAAUCUCUGAUAUACGUUCCAGUUAUGAAGCUGAAGUACUUCGACUACAGAAUGUAAUAACACGUUUACAGGAACAAUCUCAUGCUAUGCCUAGAAUUCAUCAUUGUGAUGAUGGUGAGAAGUCGACAGAAUCGAAAAUAGGAGAGAUGAAAGAAUUAAUUGCUACACAUAAUAAUAAUAAUAAUAACGACAAUGCAGAUUUACAUAAAAAUCAAAAUCAAAACAAUAAAUGUGUGCGUGAUUUUACAAAUUUUGAAGAAUUAAAAAAAGAAUAUGAAAAGCAAGAAUUGUUAAUCUCUGGUUAUCAACGUGAAAAUGAAAAGCUUUACGCACACAUUAAAAAUUUAAAGAAGGAUACCACAACUGGAACAGAAGAUUCAAAGACUGCAAAACGUCUUACUAGUGAAAAUCUUUCAUUACGCAUUGAAGUGGAACAAUUGAACAAGGAGUUGAAAUUACGUGGUCAACAAAUCUGUACUAUGCUGUCUAGGAAUUCUAGACUGAAACAAGAGAAUCGAAUCAGUGAAUUAGAGGAGGUAAAUAGACAACUGCAAACUGAUAAAGAGAAAAUAUUGAAAGAUUUAGAGGCUACACGUUCAGAGUUGGCAAAUAUGAACUUAAAGGUAAAUAAUCUUGAACGUGAUAAGUCUGGGCUCACUACAGAAUAUGAAUGUUUUAAGCAGAAAUCUCAAGCAGAUUAUCAGAAUAUGAAAGAACAAUACGAAAGUCGAGUUGAAGAACUUCAAAAGAAACUACGCUGGUAUGUUGAAAACCAAGCAAUGAUUAAUAAAGAUACUAAGAAGCUACAGACUCAAGCUAAAGAAUUGGAUAAAUUGCAAAGAGAAUUAGCGUAUUUCAAGAAUAAACAGGCUUCUGAUACCAAGCCGGUUGAAAAGAAACAUCUUGACAAUAAAGAGUUAUCAUCCAAUGAAAAUGGACAAUCAUUUCUCCUUGAACGUAUUCAAUUUCUUGAAGGUGAAUUGGAAAGAGCUCAUGAAAAUGAAAAACGCGCUAUUCGUUCACUUCAACAACAAUAUGAACGAGUUAAACUACAGUAUGAAGAUCGCAUAAAAUCACUCGAAGUAAACAGUCAUAUGAAAUGUACACCAACCUCAAUUCCAUGCCCCACACAACCGCAUACCGAAAACUAUCAAGGAGAAUCAACCCGCAAAGAACAAUACCUACAACGCGAUUCAACAGAAUCAACGCAGAAAUGCCAGUCAGUUAUGAUUUCCAAUCUCCUCUGUAGUUUACGCAAUCAAAUAUGCCAUUUAAAGACACAAUUAAAACAACGCCAAAAGACAAUUGAAGAAAUGAAAUAUCUUGCUGAAAUCAACAACAGUGAUCAUCGUGAUCCAAUGAGACAAUCGGACCAGUUAAUCAGGAAUUCAAAUAUGCGUCGAUCAAAAGUCCCGAUUAUUAAUAAACGAUUCCAGUACCCACGUGUCCAUGAGAUUAAAUCAAGGCAAAUAAAUAUGAUCAAUGAUGAUGAUAAGACAAAAUUAAAUCGUAAGUCGUCAAAAACGAAGAAAGACAGUAAGAUGAUUGAAUGCAUCAACGAAGAUUAUGUUAGCCUGGUGGAAUAUAAUGAAGUGAAAUCUUCAUUACAAACACGUAUUAAAGAAUUGGAGAGUGCAUUAGAGGCCUAUGAAUCACUCAAAUCCGAGUCAACAUGCGAAGUAUCUACAAACACUGACUUCACAACGUUGAACGAUAAGAAAGUGAACGAUUCAUACGUCAAAGCUCUUGAGAUGCAAAUUAAGCGGCAAAUGGAUACUAUCGUCGCUAAACAAAAUGAGUUGAAUCGGUUGAAGCAACGGUUAACACCUCAAAGCAGAUACCCCGUCAGUAGUGACAAUUAUUACUAUACAAAUACUGGACUUUUGUCUGCAUUAAAAAGGAUGAAGGUGAUUAUGAAAUACA